This is a messenger RNA of Arachis ipaensis, 605 nucleotides long. The record is from RefSeq and is a predicted model, not a curated record. NCBI's taxonomy places the organism in Eukaryota, Viridiplantae, Streptophyta, Magnoliopsida, Fabales, Fabaceae.
UAAAUUUAAAAAAAAAACAUUUUUAUUAAACACUUUAAUUAAUUAGUAAUUUUAGGACAUUUGUUAACAUGACUCUUGUUAAUUUAUUAAGUCUAUUAUUUAGACUUUAACAUCUAUAUGCAUAAUUGAAUCCCUUCCUUCCACUUCAUACGCGGUUUACGGGCAAUAUAAAUACCCAACAGCUUGGAAUAUAUAGUCAUGCAAAAAGAAAGAAAAUAUAAGUGACAACAUAUACACAAUAAAUCACAGCAUGAAGGCUAUUUUUAUUGCAUUCUUACUUUUGCCAUUCAUGGCCUUCCUACUCUCUUCAACUACUCUAGCAGCUAGAGAAGUUCAACCAAUCAAAGGUGAUGAGGGAGGGUAUAGAAGAGGAGUAAGACCUGGAGAAGCACCUCCACCUCCUCGUUCCAAUCAUCUUAUUGGUGUUCGUCCUAAUCCAUAUGGAAGAGGAGGAGCACACCAUCCACCACCUCCUAAUCAUGCUGCCUCUAUUGCUAAUCGCUAUGUUUAUGGAACAACACCUCCUAAUCCUAUGGCCAAUACUCCAUAUAGAGGAUGCAUUAAUAAUCCAUACACGCGUCGUUGUUCGCCACCUAAUAAUUAAA